Panonychus citri (citrus red mite) is the source of this 1007-nucleotide messenger RNA. Its product is annotated as superoxide dismutase [Cu-Zn]-like. Gene Ontology annotation, biological process: removal of superoxide radicals. Gene Ontology annotation, molecular function: copper ion binding; superoxide dismutase activity. The transcript has 5 exons. The record is from RefSeq and is a predicted model, not a curated record. NCBI's taxonomy places the organism in Eukaryota, Metazoa, Arthropoda, Arachnida, Trombidiformes, Tetranychidae. The coding region runs from base 126 to 587 and encodes 153 amino acids.
GAUUGAUUUUAUUUUCAUCCUUUCGCUUUUGCUUAUCAUUUGUCAUUCUCUUAAUUGUUCAAUUGUAAUUCUCUAAUUAGAUAUUCUAAUUUGAUUUGUGUUCGUCAACAUUGUCAACAAUUAAAAUGGUAAAAGCGGUUUGUGUCCUUAAAGGAGAUGCCGGUGUUACUGGUGUAGUUCAUUUGGAGCAAGAGGCUGAAGGAGCAACUAAGGUUAAAGGUGAAAUCACUGGAUUAAAACCUGGUGCUCUUCAUGGUUUCCAUAUCCAUGAAUUUGGUGACAAUACAAACGGUUGUAUGUCUGCUGGUCCUCAUUUUAAUCCACACAAAAAGGAACAUGGUGCUCCUGCUGAUGAGAAUCGACACAUUGGUGAUCUAGGAAAUGUCCAAGCUGAUGCCUCGGGAAAGGCUACAUUUGAAUUAGCAGAUUCUCUGGUCAGUCUUACUGGUUCACUUUCAGUUAUUGGUCGUUCAAUUGUUGUCCAUGCCGAUCCUGAUGAUCUUGGUAAGGGAGGUCAUGAAUUGAGCAAAACCACUGGAAAUGCCGGUGCGCGAUCGGCUUGUGGUGUCAUCGGUGUUUCCAAUUAGUAAAUUGGAAAGAAUCACCUUGAUUAACAUUAGAUAAUUCCAAUGCUCUGAUUGUAUUUUAUUUUGUAUCUAUUAUUUUUUCAACAUGGUUGUUAGUCUCUCUCCUCAGUUUGUGUACUUGUUUUCCUGUUAAAAUCCAAGGACAACCAGGUUAUCUGCCAAAGCAUUUAUUGUUAAUUCAAUGGGAUGAUGUAAAAUUGAGUCUCAACAAUUAGCGAGCCGAGUGCAAUCAACAAAGUCAUUAACGAGAGAAAAAAAAAUUCACUAAGAUCACCAACAUAAACACUCACAUUGAAAAUCCAAUUAGAUUUUAAAAGAUAACCAGUUCUUAAUGUUUUUCUCCUUACUUUUCCUCCCCUUAUAAUCCAUCUUUCAAUAUUGUCAAACCAAAAUAAAUUAGAAUCACAUUCAAAAAAUUAA